Messenger RNA from Solanum pennellii, 773 nucleotides. Its product is annotated as classical arabinogalactan protein 5. The transcript has a single exon. NCBI's taxonomy places the organism in Eukaryota, Viridiplantae, Streptophyta, Magnoliopsida, Solanales, Solanaceae. Bases 128 to 523 code for a protein of 131 amino acids. The record is from RefSeq and is a predicted model, not a curated record.
CCCUGUGGCGGUGUUCUUCGUCUCUACAACUCUUCUUCUACAAAAAUACAUACACUUUCUCUCUCUACAAAAAAAAAAACAAAAAUCACAAUAUACAGAAAAGUUCUAGAGAGAGAAAGAGAAGACAAUGGCUUACUCGAAGAUUAUCGUUGUUGCUUUCAUGUUCGCUUUGGUCACCGGAUCUGCUUUUGCUCAAGCUCCGGGAGCUUCUCCGGUAGCUUCACCAAAACCGUCUCCGGUACCGGUAGCAAAACCUCCAACUCCUGUUGUUACCCCAGUAUCUGCUCCUUCAGUAUCUCCUGCUGCAAGUUCCCCUUCUGAUUCUCCAGUUUCAUCUCCACCAGCUCCACCAACCGUUGAGACUCCGGCUUCUGCUCCUACCGCCGGCGGUGCUCUUGCUCCGUCCAUCGGUGCUACACCAAGCGGUUCUCCAACUUCCUCUCCAAAUGCUGCAUCCUUGAACAGAGUCGCCGUUGCUGGAUCUGCCGUCGUAGCGAUCUUCGCUGCGUCUUUGCUGUUUUAGAUCUGAGGAGAUAUUUGCAUUUGGAUUUGCUGGAGAGAGAUGUUUAUGAUUUUAGGAUUUUUAUUUUUAGUUCAUCUUACUCGUUGAUGUUUAUUAUUCGUUUUGCUCCUUUUUCUUUUACUUUUACCUUUGGGUGAUGGUGACGAUUACGUACAUGCUAUUGAUUUGAUUUUUGCUUAUGGUUAUUGUUUAUUAAUUAUCAUCACCAUUGUUAUUACUAUUAUUACGCCUAUUAUAAAUUCUUCGUUUA